Megalops cyprinoides (Indo-Pacific tarpon) is the source of this 1215-nucleotide messenger RNA. Its product is annotated as chemokine-like receptor 1. NCBI's taxonomy places the organism in Eukaryota, Metazoa, Chordata, Actinopteri, Elopiformes, Megalopidae. The transcript has a single exon. The record is from RefSeq and is a predicted model, not a curated record. Gene Ontology annotation, cellular component: plasma membrane. Bases 1 to 1005 code for a protein of 334 amino acids. Gene Ontology annotation, biological process: chemotaxis; positive regulation of macrophage chemotaxis; positive regulation of cytosolic calcium ion concentration. Gene Ontology annotation, molecular function: G protein-coupled receptor activity; complement receptor activity.
AUGGAUUUUAUUGAUGAUUACGACAUUACAUAUGCUCAUAUAACUACAGCUCAUCCCUCAAAGUCCCCAACCAGCACUAUAGGAGCAGACUCUGUGAUUCUUGUGAUUGUGAACAUCAUCAUCUUCUUGCUGGGGGUUUCUGGAAAUGGAAUUGUCAUCUGGAUCUCCAGUCUCAAGCUGAAAAAGUCUGUCAACAAAACCUGGUAUCUGAGCCUGGCAUGCUCAGACUUCAUUUUCUGCGCCUGUCUCCCCUUCAGCAUUGUGAACAUGCUUACUUCUGCCUGGCCGUUUGGGCUGUUCAUGUGCAAGUUCACCUCCUUCAUCAUGGUCCUGAACAUGUUCAGCAGCAUCUUCCUCCUGGUCAUCAUCAGUGUGGACCGCUGUGUGUCUGUCGUGUUCCCCGUCUGGGCACAGAACCACCGCACCGUGAAAGCAGCCUCUGUACUGGUCGCUCUCGCCUGGAUCGUCUCUGUUGCUCUCAGUGUACCUUCAUUGGUUUUCCGUGACACAAUGGUUCAGGGAGACCAAACUAUUUGUUACAACAACUAUAAGGAGGUAAUGCAUAGUCAUGAGACUGUUGCUUUCAGUCGGUUUAUCUGUGGGUUUUUAAUCCCUUUUGUGAUCAUCACCCUCUGUUACACCAUCAUUAUUCUGAAGCUGAAGAACAAUCGAAUGACCAAAUCCUCUAAACCAUUUAAAGUCAUGUCUGCACUCAUUGUGACCUUCUUUGUAUGUUGGUUGCCUUACCACAUCUUUGUCCUGCUUGAAAUUCACCCUGAAUCUCAUAUAGAUAUUAUCUCUAAAGGGGUCAAGAUUUGUGUCACUCUGGCCAAUGCAAACAGCUGCAUGAAUCCCUUUUUGUAUGCAUUUAUGGGGAAAGACUUCAAGAAAACAUGCUGGAGUUCUGUUUUGUCCAAAAUUGAAAAUGCAAUGGAUGAUGAUGUUGACACCUCAGCCAAAAAGCAAUCAUUUACUCAGGACAGUAAAGUUUCAACUGAGAUUUGAGGUGAAGUGUCCUGUUUAUAAUAAGUAAAGUGAAGUAUUGUCAUUAAGCAUUCGUAGCUCAUAAAAUGCCACUUAAAUGCCAACAUAAUGUCUCCAUGAUAUGUAUCUGCAAAAUAUAUAAGUAUUCAUGAAUAUUUGGGACAGCUUGUGAUAAAACAGAAUGCAAUAAUUAAGAAUGUGUCUCAAAUGUUGCAAAACACAAUGGAGGUA